Molecule: messenger RNA, 1497 nt
Organism: Oryzias melastigma (Indian medaka)
Lineage: Eukaryota; Metazoa; Chordata; Actinopteri; Beloniformes; Adrianichthyidae
Exons: 2
Coding region: 512-1237 (241 amino acids)
Biological process (GO): regulation of autophagy
Cellular component (GO): mitochondrion
Source: RefSeq, a predicted model, not a curated record
GUCCCAUAAUGGGAAAAUGAGCUUGAUUGGAGACUUGUGUCAUUUUUGUAUCAAGUGUUUCCAUUAAAACGUGUGCAUGGAUGCAGCACACAGCUUCUCCCCUUCUUUCUCCAUUCCACGUCCUCCUCUAUUUUCGCCUCUCCAUCAGUGCAGUCGGCCACAGACCGUGCUGGAGCUGAGGAAAUGGAUGGGGAGUCUAUUUAUAGAAUGAGGGAAGGAGGGCAAACCAAAAGUAAGCUGGAGAGAGAGAGAGAGAGGGUAGGGUGGGAGCAGGAGGGAGUGUGGGAGGCGGAGGAGAGAUGUGAGGAGGAGACAAAUCUCCAUUCCACCUCUGGCUCUGGACAGAGACAGCUGAGCUACAGCGUGGCAUCACCGGAUCAGAAUACAGAACCGGGGAAACAACAACGAAGAUCAACACCGAUGCAGAGGGACGUUUAAAAUUGCAGGAGAGCAGAUUUAAAAAACAAACAAGCAAAAAAAAAGAGUGGACUCUACAAAUCUGGAAGCAGCUAUGCGGCCACGGUCCAAACUGCUGUCCAAGAGGAGACUCAUACUGCCCACCAUCACGGAGGGCAACGAGGAGACACUCAAGGAGCUGAACGGCGUCAACUCACUCCACAACAGCGAUCAGAGCCAGGCCGUUUCCUCAGAGGACUACCUCCUUUCCAUCUGCCACCUGGCCCGCCCAACCAGAGACGUUUCCCUCGACAGCCUCCACACACAGCAGCCCAACGCCGUCCUGCGGAAGCUGAGGCCAUCACAGCUCAUCAGGACCACGUUAACGACUUUUGAUUUGAACCUGACAGAGGAGGCACGGGUGACUCUGGAGGAGCAGGCAGAUGAGGGCGAACUGAACAAAUCAUUGAUGUGCGGCAACGCCGACCCUCUGGAGUAUCUGUACGGACACCAGAACAACAUUUCAGCGAUCUCCGGAAGUGUGAGGAGGCGGUUUGGAAGGCAGCAUGGGAGAGCGAGCGGCGCUGAGUCGGGUUUGGAUUUCCCCUGCCAGCACAGAAGCUCUGAAACGCACACAAACAGUUCUGCCCUAAAUGUCUCCCCAAAACACAAUAGGUCAGAGGUCAGGAAGGUAUGCCAGGAAGGCCGAGGAGCAGACGGGGAGAGACUGAGUCCGGAAAUCAAACAGUCUCUUAUUUCUCAGUGGAUCUCUGACUGCAGGUCAGCUUGGAGGGAGGCGCGCGCACGAGCGUGCGUGCUGCCAGCCAUCGCUGAGGUUUAGGCGUGGCCUGGAGCGCCAUUCAGACAUUCUCCUAAACAUUUUCUGUACCAUCAAUGUAUGACACGGUGUACGUACUUUUAUGAUUGCCCUUCUGUCGAGAUUCAUCAGGGUUACUUUUUUUUUGUAACGUUGUUGCUCUUCGUGUUUUUGCUGUUGAUCCCAAUGAGCCAAAAAAUAAAUAAAUUAAUAAAAUGGAAAAAUGUGCAGCAAAUGUUUUACAUUGACUAGUAAUUUGUGACUAAUAAACUCAUCUUUUGAUA